UUCCGGUUUCUCUGACACGACAACAUUUUUGUUUACUUCGAUUUUUUGUUUACUAAUAAUGCUGAAAGCAAUCAUCUUGAUCGGUGGUCCUAUCAAAGGUACCAGAUUCAGACCUUUAUCACUGGAGUUGGCCAAGCCCUUGUUUCCUGUAGCGGGCUUUCCUGUUAUUUAUCAUCACAUAGAAGCCUGUAGUAAGGUACCAGACAUAAAGGAGGUUAUAUUAAUUGGAUUUUUCCAGCCUAACGAUGCCCUUACAAGAUUUAUUAAUUCAGCACAGAUGGAAUUUAAAAUUCAAAUCAGAUAUUUACAGGAGUACACAGCCCUUGGUACAGCAGGAGGUCUUUAUCACUUUCGGGACCAGAUUUUGGCAGGACAACCAGAUUAUUUCUUUGUCAUGAAUUCAGAUGUCUGCGGAGAUUUCCCUUUGAAGGAAAUGUUACAGGCACAUAGAAAAAGAGGGAAAGGAGUAUACUGUACCAUCUUAGGCAUAGAGGCAACAAGACAACAGUCCCUGAAUUAUGGUUGUAUUGUAGAAAACAAAGACACACAUGAGGUAUUGCAUUAUGUAGAGAAACCAGAAACAUACAUUAGUACAACAAUUAAUGGUGGAGUGUACCUGUUCUCACCUGAGAUUUUCCAACCGUUAGAACGUAUUUUCAAGCAGAAUUUGGAUAGUAAAUACAGUUUUGAUCCAAAUAUUUCCACCAGUGAAGUAAUAAGAUUAGAACAGGAUAUUUUUGUACCUUUAGCCAGCUCAGGAAAACUUUUUGUAUAUGAUACGAAACGUUUCUGGAGUCAAAUUAAAUCUACAGGGGCAGCAAUUUAUGCAAACAGACAUUAUUUAGCCAUUUACCAAACAACUCAUAAAGACAGAUUAGCAACUAAUGGUGAAGGGAAGCCAAAGGUUAUAGGAGAUGUAACAAUACAUCCUACUGCCCAGAUUCACCCUACAGCUGUGCUUGGACCAAAUGUAUCCAUUGGAAAGUAUGCCAACCUUGGUGAAGGUGUAAGAGUAAGAGAAUCAAUUGUGUUAGAGGGAGCCACUUUACAGGUAGGUGAAGGUGUAAGAGUGAGAGAAUCAAUUGUGUUAGAGGGAGCCACUUUACAGGUAGGUGAAGGUGUAAGAGUAAGAGAAUCAAUUGUGUUAGAGGGAGCCACUUUACAGGUAGGUGAAGGUGUAAGAGUGAGAGAAUCAAUUGUGUUAGAGGGAGCCACUUUACAGGUAGGUGAAGGUGUAAGAGUAAGGGAAUCAAUUGUGUUAGAGGGAGCCACUUUACAGGAUCAUUCUUGUGUAUUAUACAGUAUCAUUGGUUGGAAUGCAGUAGUUGGUAGUUGGACACGAGUAGAAGGUACACCUAAUGACCCAAAUCCAAACAAACCAUUUGCCAAAAUAGAAGUGACAUCUAUAUUUACAAAUGAUGGAAAACUAAAUCCUUCAAUUACAGUAAUAGGUUCCAAUGUGCAAAUCCCCUCAGAAGUAGUAAUCUUAAACUCCAUUGUUUUACCAGACAAAUCUUUAAGUGGGAGUUACAAAAACCAAAUCAUCUUAUAAUAGUGAUAUAAUUUGUGAUUUUACAGUAGAAGGGAGAUAACUCAAAUUUGACUGAACGUUGUAUGACACCAUAUCAUUGUGGAAAAGUGCAAUGCAUGAACAUACUGGAACGUUGUGACUAUUUUUUGAUAUAAGUGAUGGAAAUGCAUUCCUUAAAUUUGGUUUUCACAAUUUGACCAAACAGAUAUCUUUGAUAGACACCUUAUCAAGACACUAAAUUUCACAACGGUUUUGAAUCAUAACUACGGGAUGUUAUUUAAUAACUCAAAUAUUGACAAUUUGAUGAUAAUGACUUGAGUUCAUAUUCAAAAGUGUCAGUCUCCUUAGGAUUCAGGAUAUGGUUAAAAUGUUUUGAGAAACAACUUAAAGUUGUUCUUAAAAUGUUAAUGCAUUUUAAGUUUCCAGACUGGAAGAUUUCCGAAAUUAUUCAUUAUUUAUUUAGCCAUAAUUUCAUAUACUUGUAUUUCUAAUAUUUACAUACUUUGUUGUAUAUUAUUUAUGAGGGAUUUUAUAAAUGUUUUUGGUUAUUUUA
This is a messenger RNA of Mytilus californianus (California mussel), 2084 nucleotides long. RefSeq names its product mannose-1-phosphate guanyltransferase alpha-A-like. The transcript has 14 exons. NCBI's taxonomy places the organism in Eukaryota, Metazoa, Mollusca, Bivalvia, Mytilida, Mytilidae. The record is from RefSeq and is a predicted model, not a curated record. Gene Ontology annotation, cellular component: cytoplasm. Gene Ontology annotation, biological process: biosynthetic process. Bases 59 to 1552 code for a protein of 497 amino acids.